This is a messenger RNA of Gongylonema pulchrum, 363 nucleotides long. The record is from the annotation of a GenBank genome assembly. Lineage: Eukaryota; Metazoa; Nematoda; Chromadorea; Rhabditida; Gongylonematidae.
AUGAAGGAUUCUGGAGUGGUGAAGGGUAGGGAUUUUGUAACAACACGAAUGUAUCGACGAAUUGAUGACGAUAUUGUGGAAGCAGCACGAAGCUACGAAACCGACGAGGUGGAACGAUAUAAGAAGAAAGUUCGGGGCAAACUACUUCUCGGUGGCGGACGUUUUCGUGUACAUCCAAAAGAUCCACAGAAAACGAUUGUUGACUACCUCAUUUGCUUGGAUUUCAACGGACCAGAUCUGACAAAGCCAGUGGUCGAAUCAACACUUUCCAAAUUUAUUCUCCAGGAUGCCGAGUGGGCUCGGGAGCAGAUCCGGAAUGCUAAAGCUGAAAAUGCUGAUGCCUCCAACGAAACAAACCAAUAA